AUGGAUAUUCUCAAAUUGCCUGCCCAACACAAAGUUUAUGUAAUCUCAACAGCUAGUGACUUUAUAUUUCAAGGUGUAAUCCAACUUGGAGCUAUUUAUCGCCAUGCAGAGAUCGAUGCUGGUGUUGUGCAACCACUUCCUUACACUGUAGACCGCAACCAGACUAUCAAGAACCUUAGAGCAUUUCUGGAAAAAAGACCAAAGAUAUUAAACGACGAAGCCAAAUGGUUACAACAAGUAAAGGCAGAUUGUGUCAUUUGUGAUGCUCCCUUUCUACCAUGCGCUGCAGCUCAUAUUGUAGGCAUCCCAGCAGCCAUUUCUAGUAAUUUUACAUUUGAUGAAGUAUACAUUGGAUUAUGCGAGGGAGAUGAGUUGGAUCAAGAGAUUCGUAUUAUGGUUCAACAAGUUAUAGCAGAUUACCACCAUGCAGAUUUAUUGAUUCGUCUACCAGGAGCAAUCCGUAUUCCAUCUUUUGAUGAUGCUAAAAGCCUUGUACCACAUACGCCAUUCAAUACUAAUUUCCCCGAAACACAGCUCAAGAUCAAAGGUGUGGCCAAUGGUAAAACCCAGUUACCUUGCACCAGUGUCUCAAAUAUACAACACGAGUCAACCAAAAAUUCUCCAUUUGUGCGUCAAAUCAUUGAUGUCCCUCUGGUCUUUCGAAAAUAUAGACAGUCCCGUGAAGAAACAUUAGAUCAAGUUGGCAUUCCUAAACACAUUUACGAAACCCAUAAGAUUCUGCUCUUGUCGUUUGGUGGCCAAUUGUUAGGUAAUGAUGGUGGUCUUAAAGGCAAUCCUUUGCCUCCUGGAUGGAUUUGUAUUGUAUGUGCAGCACCUGAUUCUGUUCAAAUGCCUGAGCGAUUUUAUCGAGCAGCCAAAGAUGCUUAUGUGCCUGAUUUGACACAUGCUUGUGAUAUUCUUUUGGGUAAAUUGGGUUAUGGUACUUGUUCUGAGUGUAUUGGUCAUAGCACACCUUUUGUCUAUGUGCCAAGACCACAGUUUAUUGAAGAACAUGGCUUGCUCAAAUUGAUGUCAGAUCAAGGGAGUGCAGUAGAACUCUCGCGUGAGGAUUUUGAAGCAGGUAACUGGGCUCCUGCUAUUGAGCAUGCUUCAACAAUGUCAGGUACUUGUAAAGAUCCUUUACUUCGUGUCCCACACAAUGGUGGUGAAAUCGCAGCACAAAGCAUAGAACGAUUUGUUGAAGAAUGGAACCACCAUAAGAUGCUACAACAAAGAGCAGCAGCUUUAUCUCUCUCUACUAUUUAUUCCCCUCCUACGCCCUCAGCCACUACUCCUGUUUCUGCUACCACCACCCCUCAACAGCAGGCUGUGUUUGUGAGUGUAGACCGAUAA
Molecule: messenger RNA, 1353 nt
Organism: Gilbertella persicaria
Lineage: Eukaryota; Fungi; Mucoromycota; Mucoromycetes; Mucorales; Choanephoraceae
Exons: 2
Coding region: 1-1353 (450 amino acids)
Source: RefSeq, a predicted model, not a curated record